GAGGAGGAGGAGGAGGAGGAGGAGGAGGAGGAGGAGGGGAGGAGGAGGAGGAGGAGGAGGAGGAGGAGGAGGAGGAGGAGCAGAGGGGUGAGGAGUUGGAGGAGCAGAGGGGUGAAGAGUUGGAGGAGCAGAGGGGUGAGGAGUUGCGAAUGGUGGAGAAGCGCCCGAGGAGGGGAGAGGAGUUGGAGGAGGUGAUGGUGCGAGAGGCAAAGAGGAGGGCGAAAAAGGAUGGACUAUCACUGGAGGAAGCAGCAAGGAGGGUGCCAGAGGUGCAAGAAGGGGAGGUGAUGGCAGGGGAACUUGUGAGUGAGAGACUUGUGGGGCAGGAGGAGAGAGUGAUAGAGAGUUUGGCAGGGCAGGAGGAGGGAGUGGGUGAAAGACUGGGGGGCCAGGAGGAGGAGGUAAUGGGUGAAAGACUGGGAGGGCAGGAAGAGGAGGGAGUGAAUGACGAACAAGGGAUGCAGGAAGAGGAGGAGGAGGUAGUGGGUGAAAGACUGGGAGGGCAGGAAGAGGAGGGAAUGAAUGACGGACAAGGGAUGCAGGAAGAGGAGGAGGAGGUAGUGGGUGAAAGACUGGGAGGGCAGGAAGAGGAGGGAAUGAAUGACGGACAAGGGAUGCAGGAAGAGGAAGAGGAGGUAGUGGGUGAAAGAGUGGGAGGGCAGGAAGAGGAGGGAAUGAAUGACGGACAAGGGAUGCAGGAAGAGGAGGAGGAGGUAGUGGGUGAAAGAGUGGGAGGGCAGGAAGAGGAGGGAAUGAAUGACGGACAAGGGAUGCAGGAAGAGGAGGAGGAGGUAGUGGGUGAAAGACUGGGAGGGCAGGAAGAGGAGGGAAUGAAUGACGGACAAGGGAUGCAGGAAGAGGAGGAGGAGGUAGUGGGUGAAAGACUGGGAGGGCAGGAAGAGGAGGGAAUGAAUCACGGACAAGGGAUGCAGGAAGAGGAGGAAGAGGUAGUGGGUGAAAGACUGGGAGGGCAGGAAGAGGAGGGAAUGAAUGACGGACAAGGGAUGCAGGAAGAGGAGGAGGAGGUAGUGGGUGAAAGACUGGGAGGGCAGGAAGAGGGGGGAAUGAAUGACGGGCAAGGGAUGCAGGAAGAGGAGGAGGAGGUUGUGGGUGAAAGACUGGGAGGGCAGGAAGAGGAGGGAGUGAAUGACGGACAAGGGAUGCAGGAAGAGGAGGAGGGAAGGAGUGAGAGACCAAGGAGGCAGGAGGAGGAGGAAGGGGGAAGUGAGAGACUAGGGGGGCAAGAGGAGGAGGAAGAUACGGGGAGCCAGCUGAUAGUGCGCCAGAGACCAAGGGGAGGGGGAGGGACGCGGCUGCAGCUGAGGGAGCAAGGGGGGAGGAGGGAGCGGCGGCCGUUCACCGUGGACGAGGUAGCGUCGCUGGUGGCUUCUGUGGAAAAAAUUGGUCGACAAAGGUGCUCUGUGAGAGCAGCAAGAAGAGCUCGCAGCAGCAGCGCAGAAAAUGGAGGUGAAUCUAGAGGAGCAGCGGGCGAAGGAAGAGGGGCAGCAGGUGGGGCAAACGGGGUUGGGGGUGAAGUGACUGCAGGCAGAGGCGGAGGCCGCAGGGGGGCAGGGGUGGGGCAGGCAGAGGUGGGGCAGGGGGAGGUGGGGCAGGGGGAGGUGGGGCAGGCAGAGGUGGGGCAGGGGGAGGUGGGGCAGGGGGAGGUGGGGCAGGGGGAGGUGGGGCAGGGGGAUGUGGGGCAGGGUGGGGUGGGGCAAGGGGGGGUGGGGCAGGGGGGGGUGGGGCAGGGGGGGGUGGGCCAUGGGGAGGUGGGGCAGGGGGAGGUGGGGCAGGGGGAGGUGGGGCAGGGAGAGGAGGGGCAGGGGGAGGUGGGGCAGGGGGGGGUGGGGCAGGGGGAGGUGGGGCAGGGGGGGGUGGGGCAGGGGGGGGUGGGGCAGGGGGAGGUGGGGCAGGGGGAGGUGGGGCAGGGGGAGGUGGGGCAGGGGGGGGUGGGGCAGAGGGGGGUGGGGCAGGGGGAGGUGGGGCAGGGGGAGGUGGGGCAGGGGGAGGUGGGGCAGGGGGGGGUGGGGCAGGUGGAGGUAAGGCAGGCGGAGGUGGGGCAGGUGAUGCGGAUUAGCGGUGAUGAGGAGGCAAGGCCGCAGCAAGGUGGGGGGGUGAAAUUUGUUGUGGAGGCAGGUCACCAACUGUGUUUGUGGAUAGUGGUGCAAAGCCUGGGUGGUUGCAGAAGGAGAGUGGCAGAGGUGGAGGUGCGGCAGGCGGAGGUGGGGCAGGCGGAGGUGAGGCAGGUGGAGGUGCGGCAGGCGGGUCGGAUCGACUGUGAUGAGGAGGCGAGUCGACAGCAGCAACUGGAGGUUAGUGUUGUUGGGAGCUCUGUGCCUUCCUUCAAGCGCCUCAAGAGCAGCAGGGAGCAGCAGCGUCUGGGCGCCCAACAGCAUCUAGAUGGCCAACUGAGGGGUGCGCCUCAAGAGCAGCAGGGAGCAGCAGCGUUUGGCCGUCCCGCACUGAGCUCAUCCGUGGUCGAAAUAGAGGAUUCUGAGGAUGAAGACAGUGAUGUAGCACUGCAACCUGCAACACAGGAGAAUGCUUCUUCCAACAUUAAUCUUGACCUUGGUCAAGACGAGGAGGUAAAAAGGGCGAUGGACGCGAGAGACGAGGAACGGCGACAAAAGGGUGAGCUGGUGAGGAGAGUAGUGGAGUUGGAGGAGAGGUGGCUAGAGGCGGAAGAGUAUGCUUCUCAACUGGAGGAAGCAGUGAUGAAGGUGCAGGAGGCAAAGAAAGAAGAGGUGGUGGUAGCGGAGAUAGCACCAGAGGGAGUGGCAGAGCAAGGGGAGGAAGUAAAGAGGAUUAUAAAGGGACGAGGCAUUGCAAUUGACGGACGAGCGGGCAAGGAGGGGAGAGGAGUUGGAGGAGCAGAGGGAUGGGGCAUUGUGGUCGGCGGAGCAGCGGGCGAGGGAAGCAGAGGAGUUUAG
Messenger RNA from Closterium sp. NIES-65, 2930 nucleotides. Lineage: Eukaryota; Viridiplantae; Streptophyta; Zygnematophyceae; Desmidiales; Closteriaceae. The record is from the annotation of a GenBank genome assembly.